AUGAGCUCAAACAAGAGCUCUCGCUACAAUCGUUUCUCCAGUGGCACAACAAGCAUCACUACUUCUGAAAACACCAACGGGACAAGAAUGGAAACAACUUUUGGGCCAGCCUAUUCUGCUGUGACAACCAUAACCAAGGCUGACGGGACCAACACCUUUAAGCAGCACCGCCGGACCCCGUCCUCCUCCAGCACACUCACCUACUCCCCACGGGAUGAGGAUGAUGGCAUGCCCCCGAUCAGCACCCCACGCCGCUCCGACUCGGCCAUCUCCGUUCGUUCACUGCACUCCGAGUCCAACAUGUCCUUGCGCUCAACGUUCUCUCUCCAUGAGGAAGAGGAGGAGCCAGAGCCACUAGUGUUUGCGGAACAGCCGUCCGUGAAGCUGUGCUGCCAGCUGUGCUGUAGUGUGUUUAAGGAUCCAGUCAUCACAACCUGUGGGCACACAUUUUGUAGAAGAUGUGCCUUAACAUCUGAGAAGUGCCCCGUGGACAAUGCCAAACUGACUGUGGUGGUGAACAACAUCGCGGUGGCCGAGCAGAUCGGGGAGCUCUUCAUCCACUGCAAGUACGGCUGCCGGGCUGCGGCCACCAGCAAGCCCGCUGCCUUCGAGGUGGACCCCCGUGGCUGCCCCUUCACCAUUAAACUGAGUGCCAGGAAGGAUCAUGAAAGCAGCUGUGAUUACAGGCCAGUUCGCUGCCCCAAUAACCCCAGCUGCCCACCUCUCCUGAAGAUGAACCUGGAGGCACAUCUGAAAGAGUGUGAGCACAUCAAGUGUCCCCACUCCAAAUAUGGGUGUACGUUCAUAGGAAAUCAAGACACUUAUGAGACCCACUUGGAGACGUGCAAAUUUGAGGGUCUCAAGGAGUUCCUGCAGCAGACAGACGAUCGCUUCCAUGAGAUGCAGGUGGCAAUGGCCCAGAAGGACCAGGAGAUCGCCUUCCUGCGCUCCAUGCUGGGGAAGCUCUCUGAGAAGAUUGACCAGCUGGAGAAGAACCUGGAGCUCAAGUUUGAUGUGCUGGAUGAGAACCAGAGCAAGCUGAGCGAGGACCUGAUGGAGUUCCGCAGGGACGCCUCCAUGCUCAACGAUGAACUCUCCCACAUUAAUGCUCGGCUCAACAUGGGCAUCCUUGGAUCCUAUGAUCCUCAGCAGAUCUUCAAGUGCAAGGGCACCUUUGUAGGACACCAGGGCCCUGUCUGGUGUUUGUGCGUUUACUCCAUAGGAGACUUGCUCUUCAGUGGCUCUUCAGACAAAACCAUUAAGGUGUGGGAUACCUGUACCACAUACAAGUGCCAAAAGACCUUGGAGGGUCACGAUGGAAUUGUACUGGCUCUCUGCAUCCAGGGGAACAAGCUGUACAGUGGCUCUGCUGACUGCACCAUUAUUGUCUGGGAUAUUCAGAACCUGCAGAAGGUGAACACGAUCCGAGCACAUGACAAUCCUGUUUGCACUUUGGUCUCCUCACACAACAUGCUGUUCAGUGGCUCUCUCAAGGCCAUCAAGGUCUGGGAUAUUGUAGGUACCGAGCUCAAGCUGAAGAAGGAGCUGACAGGUCUCAACCACUGGGUGCGAGCGCUGGUGGCUUCUCAGAACUAUCUCUACAGCGGAUCUUACCAGACAAUCAAGAUCUGGGACAUCCGCAAUCUGGAGUGUGUCCACGUGCUGCAGACGUCGGGAGGCAGCGUCUACUCCAUCGCUGUGACAAACCACCACAUCGUGUGCGGCACCUACGAGAACCUCAUCCAUGUCUGGGAUAUAGAGACAAAGGAGCAGGUCCGCACGCUGACCGGGCACGUGGGCACAGUCUAUGCCCUUGCUGUCAUCUCCACGCCUGAUCAAACCAAAGUCUUCAGUGCAUCAUACGACCGGUCUCUCAGGGUGUGGAGCAUGGACAACAUGAUCUGCACCCAGACGCUGCUGCGGCACCAGGGCAGCGUCACUGCCCUCGCCGUCUCCAGGGGCCGCCUCUUCUCCGGCGCCGUGGACAGCACUGUAAAGGUCUGGACGUGCUAG
Molecule: messenger RNA, 2013 nt
Organism: Chaetura pelagica (chimney swift)
Lineage: Eukaryota; Metazoa; Chordata; Aves; Apodiformes; Apodidae
Gene: TRAF7
Product: TNF receptor-associated factor 7, E3 ubiquitin protein ligase
Exons: 20
Coding region: 1-2013 (670 amino acids)
Biological process (GO): ribosomal large subunit assembly; Notch signaling pathway
Cellular component (GO): nucleolus
Molecular function (GO): zinc ion binding; protein binding
Source: RefSeq, a predicted model, not a curated record